This is a messenger RNA of Oncorhynchus masou masou (cherry salmon), 840 nucleotides long. Its product is annotated as dmX-like protein 2. NCBI's taxonomy places the organism in Eukaryota, Metazoa, Chordata, Actinopteri, Salmoniformes, Salmonidae. The transcript has 8 exons. Gene Ontology annotation, cellular component: RAVE complex. Gene Ontology annotation, molecular function: protein binding. The record is from RefSeq and is a predicted model, not a curated record. The annotation marks the transcript as partial. Gene Ontology annotation, biological process: vacuolar acidification.
AUGCCUGCCUAUGGUUCAGGCUGUGAUAUAGUGAUCUUGGCCAGUGAUUUUGAGUGUGUUCAGAUCAUCCCUGGGGCUCAAAAUGGCAACAUCCAGGUGGGCUGUGUUGAGUGCUCCCACCAACUGGGCAGGAUUGCUGCUUCCUAUGGGAACACAGUGUGUAUCUUUGAACCAUUCGCUACCAACCCAAACAAACGCCACAAGCAGCUUAACUACCAGUGGAGAAAGACAGGACAGUUCUUCCUAAAUGCUGUCACCUAUAACCUGGCCUGGGACCCACAAGGGAACCGUAUUCUGGCAGCUACAGAGCACCUGCAGCUGUGGGCCCCUCCGUCAGCAGACACACUGAUAGAGGAGGAGGAUGGACCCGUGACCGAUGACAAACCUCACCCUGCCCUCAACGACUGGAAGUGUGUUUGGCAGUGCAAGACUGCAAUGUCUGUUCACAUCACCAAGUGGUCUCCUGAUGGGGAAUACUUUGCAACAGCCGGCAAGGAUGACUGUCUGUUGAAGGUGUGGUACCCCACCACUGGGUGGCGCUCUGCUGUGGUGCUCCCAGACCUCCCAGAUAAGAAAGGCCCUCAGGUCCACUUCUCCUUUAUAUACCUGGCCCACCCCCGCUCUGUCACCGGCCUGUCCUGGAGGAAGACCAGCAAAUACAUGCCCAAGGGUAGUGUGUGUAAUGUGUUGUUGACGUCGUGUGAGGACGGUGUGUGUAGGUUGUGGUCUGAGACAGUGCUGCCAGAGGACAGUAUCCUGGGUGGUCAGAUCACUGAGAACACAUACAGCUCCAGCCUGCCAGGCCUGGGGGGCAAGGACAAGAUACAGCACGCCCUGGAG